AUGGGUCUCCCACGAUUUUGUCCGAGACUUCUCUCCUGCACACUGCGCACACCGAAUGUAGCAUCCUCUCUGUCUGUCUCGACGCAUCUGCGCGUCCCCGGCCCCGUCUCGCAGCUCCGAAUGGCGUCUUCCACCCCCCGAUUUGCCGAGGGUGAAGACCCGCAACGGUUGGGGCUGGACACACAGAGUCUCCUGCAGCAAGGAUGGGCGCUGGACGCCGAAGGGAUGGCGGUAACCAAGACGUUUCACUUCAAAAGCUAUUUCAAGGCGGUGUCAUUUGUCAACCUCAUUGCAUCGGAGAGCUCAUCGAAGAAACAUCAUCCAACCAUGACGGUGCGCAUCGGUUCAGUUGAUGUCCACUGGACGACACAUCGUCCGCGCGGUCUGACUCACAAGGAUAUCGCCAUGGCCCAGCACUGCGACAACGGGGCCGGGCUGAUGGGAGCAGUUGAGACCGGACAAGGAUUGAAGUGCGGGCCAAGUCCUUGA
This is a messenger RNA of Penicillium alfredii, 489 nucleotides long. RefSeq names its product 4a-hydroxytetrahydrobiopterin dehydratase. Gene Ontology annotation, biological process: tetrahydrobiopterin biosynthetic process. Gene Ontology annotation, molecular function: 4-alpha-hydroxytetrahydrobiopterin dehydratase activity. The transcript has 3 exons. Lineage: Eukaryota; Fungi; Ascomycota; Eurotiomycetes; Eurotiales; Aspergillaceae. Bases 1 to 489 code for a protein of 162 amino acids. The record is from RefSeq and is a predicted model, not a curated record.